This is a messenger RNA of Bombyx mori (domestic silkworm), 5049 nucleotides long. RefSeq lists its product as uncharacterized. The transcript has 5 exons. The record is from RefSeq and is a predicted model, not a curated record. NCBI's taxonomy places the organism in Eukaryota, Metazoa, Arthropoda, Insecta, Lepidoptera, Bombycidae. Gene Ontology annotation, molecular function: catalytic activity; nucleic acid binding; zinc ion binding. Bases 1 to 5049 code for a protein of 1682 amino acids.
AUGUCCAGUUUGCAAAGAGUAAUACCCCAGGAGGGUACCCGCCAAGCGGGAGAAUCCCUCCGUACUACUGACUCGUCGGUAGUGCGCAGCCCCUCGUAUUCUGGGGGGGGCACAAACUGCACUGAGAUAAGGUCCGGGAAGGACGGCGUCAAAAAAGGAGCAGGGUCCGGGAAGGACAUAAGUAGGAAGAACGAGUCCGCGAAGGACGUAGUAGCUAUAGGGUUCGUUAAGGACAAUGAAGGGAGAUCGUCCGGAACCGCUCUCGUGUCGGACGAUAGCAUGGCCACAGCUGGGUCGGCCCAAUCGUCGGCCCGCUCUUCGCCGACACGCAGACAGCGAAAAAGAGUACUGACGAUCAGUAGUGACGAGCUUGGAAGCAGUUCCGGCUCUGACGGAGCCGCCUCAACUGGCAAAGGUGGUGUCAUGCCGCAAUCAAAGAGAGGGCGUGGUCGUCUGCCGACCACUGGUCUGACUGCGGACAAACAGACGUGUCUUAAAACUCAGCGCUCUGAGAUAAAGGCCACCGGUAGCAUGAGUAGUAUGCGCGAAGUAAGAAGCGCAAAAGCCACGGAAGGGAGCCCUAAAAAGGAUCCUGAGUGUCGUCUGAAGGAGAGUGCCGCGAUGGCCCUGAAGGUAUGCAGUAAGCCCGGCAACCUGAAGAGUACGUAUCAACGUGCCCUAAAGGAAUUGGCGGUGACAAUAAUGGAGGUCACAGAAGAGCUGGCGAACCGUCCCGCGGCCCAAGAGACGGAAAGGCUGCAAGCGGUAAACGCCGGUCAGCAGGAGGAGAUUUUACAGCUCCGACAGGAGCUGCAGGAGGUACGCAAGGAGCUGGCACGCAUCUCACGGGCUUUGACGUUGUCCAACCCAGUCGAAACCCCAGCCCCAGCUUCAACCACCACGACAGAGGACCAGGAGGAGCUACGUGUCCAACGCAUUAUGCGUGCCGUCGGCACCAUGGUUGACGCUCGCUUUGCGAGUCUAGAGAUGCGGCUGCCCCCGGAGCCUCGCAUCAGGCCACCCCUGGCGGCGGAUAGACGGAAGACCUGUGAGAAAUCGCCAGACCCUCCUCUCAUCGUUGAUGCUACGCUGGAAUCAACAUCGGUACAAGCAGCAUUGCCGCCCUCCGCGAAUAAGAAGACACAAGGCCCUAGACGCAAGACCACGGUGCUAGCACCCCUGUCCGAACUGGGUGCCUUCCCUCCGGCUCCAGUUGUUUUAACCGAAAGCUGGUCCACGGUCACCCGUAGGGGUGCUAAGUCAAGGGGGGAGGCCGUGAGAACAGUCGCAGCUUUUCCACCGGAGGAGAAAGCACCGUCUUCAAAGAAGAGGACGAAGAAGCGGCUUCGAGCUCCGCGUUCUCAGGCUGUGGUAUUAAAACUACAGCCAGAAGCCGCAAGCUGCGGCCUUACAUAUCGGUCCGUCCUUGCGGAAGCGAGGGCAAAGAUCGACCUAGAAUCGUUAGGCAUCCCGGUCCAGAGGAUUCGGUCCUCUUUAACCGGUGCCAAGGUCCUGGUGGUAGAUGGAGGCGAUCAAGUGGAGAAGGCCGAUCUCCUGGCGAAUAGGCUGAAAGAAAUUCUGCCCGCAGAGGGCGUCGAGAUCUCCAGGCCAUCGGUGACUGCAGCGAUGCGCAUCAGUGGCCUCGAAGACUCGGUGUCGCGUGAGGAGAUCGCCGAUAAGCUCGCCAAAAUCGGGGGGUGCCCGCCUGAGAGUAUCAAGGUCGGGGAAAUAAAGUCCGGUCCAGGCGGGAUGGGCCAAGUCUUAGUUCGAUGCCCGGUCUCAACAGCUGCGAAAAUCGCAGCAGUCCCCAAGCUGAGGAUUGGCUGGAGCGUACUCCGCGCUCAUUUGUUGGAGGCCAGGAGGCUGCAGUGCUUUCGGUGCCACGAGCUGGGCCACGUGAGCGCACGUUGCCCGUCGUCAGUUGACCGCAGCCGGGAUUGCUACCGGUGCGGCCAGGCCGGUCACGUGGCCUCUGGCUGCUCGCUGGCGCCGCACUGCACCGUUUGUGUCUCUGCUGGCAGACCGGCGGACCACGUCUCCGGGGGCAAGGCUUGCGCCAAGCCCCCGAGACAGAGACAACGACGGCAGGAUUUCGCCACGCUUGAGAGCGCGCGGAGUCGGCCCGGGCUCAAGACCUUUUGUUUCAGAGCAUGGUGGAGGGAGCCAUACCGGGUCCUUACGGGUCCCGAUUGGGCAGCUGACCUUGACGGCCGGGUUGCCAUUAUUCGUCGUAGUUGUGUGGGCGCUCCGCCCGAGUUCGCCGUCGUUGAGAGGGGUCGCAGCUUCGUCGCCGUCCUCUGGGCCGAAAUGAUCGUGGUGGGAGUAUACUUCUCCCCCAACAGGACACUUGCUGAGUUUGAAGGCCUCCUCCUUGAGCUCAGCCGCGUCACUAGGAGGUCGCACUCCCGGCAGAUGCUUGUUCUCGGGGACCUCAAUGCCAAAUCAUCGGCUUGGGGUUCCUCGAGGACGUGCCCCAGAGGAAGGGCGCUGGAGGAGUGGCUGGUCGAAAGCGGUCUCGUCAUACUCAACCGCGGCACGGAAUUCACAUGCGUGAGACGUUUAGGCGGGUCCGUGGUGGAUGUCACGUUCGCAUCGCCGGACGUCGCGUGUCGCAUCCGCGGUUGGGCGGUGAUGGUUGGUGAGGAGACGCUUUCCGACCACCGCUACAUACGUUUCAGCAUCGUUGUGACCCCAGGAGCGGUGUCAACGUCUUCAUUCUUCGGUGGAGGCGCGGAGGGUCCUCGUUGGGCCCAGAAGCGCCUAGAUGUCGAGCGGCUUCACGAGGCGGCUGUCGUCCAGGCGUGGCGCCUCGACUCACUUGGCGAGCCGAUGGACGUACGCGUGGGGGCGGAGCGUAUGCGCGAGGCCAUGUCGCGGGUGUGUGAUGCCGCCAUGCCCCGCAUCAGAGCUCUCGCCUCUAAGCGCCGCGUGUAUUGGUGGACUGAGGAAAUCGCCAACCUGCGCCAGUCGUGCAACGUCAGUCGUCGUGCGUACCAACGGAGCCGACGUCGAAGGAUGCAUCGAGACCCGGAGGAGCAAGACCGCCUUUACGUAGUGUACAGGACAGCGGUGAGGGCCCUUUGCGUGGCCAUCAGAAUGGCAAAGGAAGCCGCCUGGAACGAUCUACUCGCCUCGCUCGAUCGAGAUCCAUGGGGGCGGCCCUACAGGCUGGCGCGCAAUGCGCUUCGACCUUGGGCUCCCCCUACGACCAGCACACUGCCGCCCGAGACUUUGCACCGGGUGGUCGGGGGUCUAUUUCCGGUCUCAUCCGAAACGGCUUUCAUCCCUCCUGUAAUGGCAGCGGUGCAGGUCGCUGACGGCGGAGAGCUGGAAGGUGUGUCCCAGGCGGAAUUCAAGGCGGUGGUGGCGAAGAUGCGCUCGAAGCGCACGGCGCCCGGCCCUGACGGUCUGUCGAGCAGGGAAUGGGCUCUGGCCCUAACUGAAGAUGGUUUGGGACCUGCACUUCGAAGGCUUUUUAGCAAGUGCCUCCGAGAGGGCAGGUUCCCGGAGCCGUGGCGUACGGGCCGGCUGGUGCUCAUCCCAAAGGACGGUCGCCCUAGAGAUGAGCCCUCCGGGUAUCGCCCGAUAGUCGUGUUGGACGAGGCCGGUAAGCUCCUUGAGCGUAUCGUUGCCGAGCGUCUUGUUCAGCACCUGGAGAAUAUUGGGCCGAAUCUAGCGUCCAACCAAUUUGGCUUCCGGAGAGGUCGGUCGACCGUGGACGCGGUCUUGCGCGUCCGUGACCUUACCGACCAGGCGUGCUCUGGGGGGGGCGUGCUAUUGGCUGUGUCAAUCGAUAUAGCCAACGCCUUCAACACGAUCCCCUGGAGUACGAUCAUGGAGUCAUUACGAUUUCACCGCGUGCCCACCGGUCUCCGCAAUCUGAUCGAAGAUUAUCUCUCAGGGCGGGCUCCGAAGCUCAAGUAUUUGGGCCUUGUGUUGGACAGUAAAUGGAGAUUCGACCACCAUUUCAAAAUGCUGGUUCCAAGGCUGAUGGGGACGGCGGGUGCGCUGACCCGUCUUCUUCCCAACACCGGUGGAUGCAGCGCCGGUAUCCGGCGACUGUACCUGGGGGUGGUGCGCAGUAUGGCCCUGUACGGUGCUCCCGAGGCUAACUCAUUUCUAAAUCACAAAUCUCUUGAUGAUAAUAAAUAUAAAGCUUUUAUUCCGGCCUUCACUAUCACCCGCAUGGGAAUAGUGAGAGGUGUUCCAUGUGACUGGGACGAGAAAGAUGUUAUAGAAAAUAUAGAGCUUCCGCAGAACUGUGGAAGCAUUCUGAAAGUUAGGAGACUAAAUAGAAAGGUUUAUGACGGCGAGACACCCAAGUUUGUUCCAACUGAGACCGUAGUUUUGACCUUUGAUGGGAAGGUGUUACCUCCCAGGGUCUUUAUGUGUUUUAACUCCCUACCUGUAGAGCUUUAUAUUUACCCCACGCUGCAAUGCUUUAAUUGCUGCCGUUUUGGUCACACCAAAAUGCAAUGCAGAGGCACUCCAAGGUGUUACAAAUGUGGUGACAAUCAUUCAGGUAUAAGUUGCGAGACGGAAAGAGAUGAUGCUGUGUGUAUUUUAUGUUCUGGUUCCCAUUUCGCAACAGACAAAAAAUGCCCGGAGUAUGCUAGGCAGAAAGCUAUAAAAGAAACAAUGGCUAGAAACUCUAUAUCCUAUUCAGAAGCAAGUAAAGUCUAUCCACCAGUUUCAAAAUCUUAUGCUGACAUUGUUGCUUCUGCUUCAUCAGCCCCUUCGGGUCCAACUAUGACUUAUUCAAGCCCCUAUAAUUUAACAAGCCCUUUUAAGAGUCCGACUCAAUCAUAUAAGAAAACAGUAUUCUUGAAACCCAAAGCUCGUCCCAGAAAUUCUAGUAAGGGAUAUGAUCAAAAAGCGCAUGCAGAGCUUAUCCAAGAUUACAGCAACAUUCCUUCCUUUUCUACAGUUACAAACCAUUUGCAGUCUCUCUUCAAGAGACUUGGCUUCGUCCUGGAUUCAAUUUUAGAAUUCCAGGACAUGUCUGUCUUAGAGAAGACAGAACAGAUGGGUAUGGUGGAGUGGCACUAA